GCCAUGAAUGAGCUGGCGGCGAUCAAGACUCGAGUGGUGUGGAUGUUGUCAAGCGACAACUAUGCCACCGCCCAAGACCAUGGGCUGGACCGGCAGUCCUUGAACAUCGCCCUCCCGCCGACGCCCAGAACACCUGGAGAGGCGCGUGACAGCCUUCAGGCAGGGCCUGGUUCUUUCAACUUACUAAAUAAGUUCAUGCAGCGGCAGAUCGCGGAGUUCGCCCAGUGGGAGGCGUUAUACGCCUUCCACACUCCCGAGCUCGCGAUCUAUGCCAGGUAUGUUCAGUCAGCGACGACCGUUCCCUGA
Molecule: messenger RNA, 306 nt
Organism: Symbiodinium sp. CCMP2592
Lineage: Eukaryota; Dinophyceae; Suessiales; Symbiodiniaceae
Source: the annotation of a GenBank genome assembly